Molecule: messenger RNA, 708 nt
Organism: Arachis ipaensis
Lineage: Eukaryota; Viridiplantae; Streptophyta; Magnoliopsida; Fabales; Fabaceae
Source: RefSeq, a predicted model, not a curated record
AUGCCACUUUAUGCUAAGUUUCUGAAAGAAUUGAUGACCAAGAAGAGAAGCUGGAGGAAUGAUGAAACUGUUGUUUUAACUGAGGAAUGUAGUGCUAUCAUCCAACACAAGCUGCCACAAAAAUUGAAGGACCCUGGAAGCUUCCAAAUUCCAUGCAUCAUAGGGGAAAUAAUAGUUGAAAAAGCCUUAUGUAACUUGGGAGCUAGUAUAAAUUUGAUGUCCUUAAUAAUGAUGAAGAGAAUGAAGAUUGAGGAAGCCAAACCAACAAGAAUGGCUCUCCAAUUGGCAGAUCAGUCAUUCAAAUUCCCUCAUGGAAUAGUGGAAGACUUGCUAGUGAAAGUAGGGGAAUUCGUCCUCCCUGCUAACUUUGUGGUAUUAGGUAUGGAGGAAGAAGCUAAGGCUUCAAUAAUUUUAGGCAGGCCAUUUUUAGCUACUGCUGGAGCCAUCAUUGAUGUCCAAAAGGGUGAACUUUCCCUUAGGCUACAUGAUGAGAGAAUGAUAUUCAAUGUAUUCAAGGCCAUGAGCUAUCCAUCAAAAUCACUAGGAGAAUGUAUGAGGAUAGAUGCAGUGGAAACUGUAGUGCAAGAAACCUUUGAAGAAGCACUUGAAGGAUUGAUAGAGGGUGAUUCCAUGUUAAAUGAUGAGGUUACUGAUGUCAACUUAGCUGAAAUAUCUAUUCUAAGCACAUUGGAGGAGAGGAAAAAGUAG